AUGAAAUUUUCCUUUACAGUUUUAGCCCUCGUCAACGGACAACAAACCACAGAUCUACCAACAACAACAACUCUUGUUUCAACAACUCAAGAGUCAACAACAUCCACAGAGUUUGAGUCAACGACAUCGACAGAGUACUCUACCACCACAUCCACGACCACUGCGACAACAACGACGACAGCAACAUCGACCACCACACUACCAACAACAACAACGACAACAAUUGAGCCUCCAGUGAUGACAGGAUCAGAAGCAAGAACAGAAAUCAGCAAUUUCGCUGCAGAGAUGGCGGAUCUUUUAGCACAAGGACGACGUACGGACCGAUUCUUCUCGAGAAGAUAUUCCAAGCUCGAUCGAAUCUUUACAACUAACGAUGACAGUUUGAGUUGUGCCGAGCCUUACGAUCCUAUUAAAUACGGCGGUUCCGAUUUCACCGAUUUCGUUAAGAGUGCUUCGAACUCAAGCGAUCUUUGUUCUCAAGCCACGCUUGUUGAAGAUGCUGCAAAGCUUUGGACGGCAAAUUAUGGUUGUAAAGAUGGAGUGACGAAACGAGCACUGAAAAGAUGGCCACAGUGGUUGGAAAAAAUAAACAAGAAAUAUUGCUGA
This is a messenger RNA of Oikopleura dioica, 606 nucleotides long. Lineage: Eukaryota; Metazoa; Chordata; Appendicularia; Copelata; Oikopleuridae. The record is from the annotation of a GenBank genome assembly.